AUGUGCCAAUGCCACCGCCCGAGGCGUGACCCAUGCUCAGCUGCUAAUAAUAACGAUGUGAUCGUAACCCACACCGCCAUCAAAUGGGAAGUUCAUUUCCAACUGAAAAUGCUCACCGGCCAAGUCACACUGACCUGCUCAAUGCUGCACAAAACAGACAGAAUCCUGCUAGAUGUGCGUGACCUCUCCAUCCGCUCGGUCACUGUGAAUGGGAAGAUUGUGGAUUUUCGUAUUGCUCCCAAUGUCUACACAUUUUUCGGAUCUAAAAUGACCAUAUAUCUUCCGUUGGAGUUUCAAGAAGAGGGUCGUGAGCUAAGUGUCGUUGUGGUCUACAGUACUUCACCGGAAGCUACUGCCCUUCAGUGGAUGCGAAAAGAGCAGACUGCGGAUCAGAAGGCUCCCUACCUCUUCUCACAAUGCCAAGCAAUCCAUGCACGGUCUAUUCUUCCUUGUAUGGACACUCCUUCAGUGAAAUCGACCUACGAAGCACAGGUGACUGUCUCGAACGGCCUAACUUGCUUGAUGAGUGCAAUCGGUGAAGGGUCAAAAGCCGAUGAAGAUUUUACUAUGUUCUUUUUCAAGCAACCGGUUGCUAUACCAUCGUAUCUCAUUGCAAUCGUCGUGGGAGCUAUGGAAAAAAGAGACAUCAGCGAAAGAGUUGCCGUAUGGGCUGAACCUUCCAUAGUGGACAAAGCACAUUGGGAGUUCUCCGAGACUGAGGAUAUACUCGCAUGCGCAGAAGAGAUGGCCGGAAAAUAUAUCUGGGGAAGAUACGAUAUGGUUUGCCUCCCACCAUCAUUUCCCUUUGGUGGAAUGGAAAAUCCUUGCCUCACUUUUCUCACGCCAACACUCAUUGCUGGUGAUCGCUCGUUAGUCAGUGUCAUUGCACAUGAGAUUGCUCAUAGUUGGUCUGGAAAUUUAGUGACAAACAGCAGCUGGGAGCAUUUCUGGCUCAAUGAAGGCUUCACAAUGUUUAUCGAAAGGAAAAUCUGUGGACGUCUUGUCAGUGAAGACUAUAGACAAUUCAUGGCCUUUAAUGGAUGGACUAACGCUCUUAAGCCAGCGGUCUACGAACAAUUCACUCCGACGCACCAGUUCACAAAGCUCAUUCAAGACCAUACCAAUGUCGAUCCUGAUGUUGCUUUUUCUUGCGUUCCAUACGAAAAGGGAUCAGCUCUGCUUUUUUAUUUGGAACAGAAGCUUGGAGGACCUGAAAUAUUUGAAGAAUAUCUCCGUGACUACAUUAACACAUUCGCUCACAAAGCUAUCGAUAGCUAUCAAUGGAAGAAGCAUCUACACGAGUAUUUUGUAGACAAAAAGGCUAUACUCAGCACAGUGGACUUUGAUGCAUGGUUCUACGCCGUUGGAAUGCCUCCGGAAAAACCAAAGUAUGGUCAAGCAAUGGUCAUAGCUUGCGAAGCGCUUUUCAAACAAUGGAUUGAUUCUAAUGAAGAGGAAUCUGCUAGAAUUACUGUUGACACUUAUAAAAGUAUGCAACCAUUGCAGCAAAUUGAAUUUAUCAGCCAACUAUGGCAGCAUGACCCACCUAUCGAGCAUUGGAAGCUCGAAGCACUCAACAAUCUGUAUAGCCUCAAUGACUCAGAGAAUUGUGAAAUCCUUUUGAACUGGAUUCGGCUUUGCGUGAAAGCAAAAUGGGAGCCAAUUAUAGACAAAGCGCUCAAAUUUGUCACAUCUCAAGGCAGACUAAAGUAUUGUCGACCAGUUUACAGAGACCUGACCGCUUGGCCAGCGGCAAGAAGUCGUGCUCGUGAUGCGUACAUCAAAACUCGUUCAUCCAUGCAUCCAAUCACUGCCGAGAUGAUCGCUAAGGAUCUGCACAUGCGACAUUCCACACAUACCGUAUGCUUCUGAGAGACAGAGAGAAGAAGC
This is a messenger RNA of Cylicocyclus nassatus, 1890 nucleotides long. The record is from the annotation of a GenBank genome assembly. Lineage: Eukaryota; Metazoa; Nematoda; Chromadorea; Rhabditida; Strongylidae.